AUGAAACGGCUGCAACUGCCUCUGCUGAGCACACUGCUACUCGCGGCAGUAGCCAUUGCCUCCGCGUUCUACCUUCCUGGUCUGGCACCAGUGAACUUCUGUGAAUUCAACAAACCCGCCGAAAACUGCAAAUCAGUAGUUAAUCUCUUCGUCAAUCGACUCGACUCUGAAGAGUCUGUGAUACCGUACGAGUACAGUUACUUUGACUUUUGUCAGGCAGACAAGAAUGAAUCGCCGGUGGAGAACCUGGGCCAAGUGGUCUUCGGUGAGCGCAUUCGAGGCUCGCCCUACAACAUCAGCUUUCUGAAGAAUGAAGAGUGCAAGCUGCUCUGUAAGAAAAGCUAUGACACUUCUGCCCCUUCAGACGUCGACCGGGUGAACACUCUGCUGAAGGGCAUGCUGAAGAACUACCAGCACCACUGGAUUGUGGACAACAUGCCCGUCACCUGGUGCUACGACGUGGAGGGCGGACAGAAGUACUGCUCCACGGGCUUUCCAAUGGGCUGCUACGUCGAUCCGCAGGGACUGGCAAAGGACGCCUGCGUGAUGAACAUUCUCUACAACAAGAAGGACACCUUCUACCUCUUUAACCACGUGGACAUUACCAUCAACUUCCACAGUGGCGAAAACGAAGCCUGGGGUGUCGGCUAUGAUGGUCACGCGGGUCGAAUCAUCGCGGUGUACGUGUCGCCACGAAGCAUCAAGCACAACAAGGAGCCCUCCUCGGCUGACUGUCCCUCCAGCGCGCUGCCGAUGGAGAUUCCAGCCAACCUGCCGAAGAAUGAGAAGCUGGACAUCUACUACACCUACUCGGUGUACUUUUCGCGCAAUGACAACGUCAAGUGGUCCUCCCGCUGGGACUACAUCCUCGACUCGAUGCCCCACACCAACAUUCAGUGGUUCUCCAUUCUCAACUCGCUCGUCAUUGUUCUCUUCCUCACCGGCAUGGUGGCGAUGAUUCUGCUGCGAACGCUGCACAAGGACAUUGCCCGCUACAAUCAGAUUGACUCGGAGGACGACGCCCAGGAGGAGUUCGGCUGGAAGCUGGUGCACGGCGACGUCUUCCGCCCGCCGCAGCAGUCGAUGAUGCUGGCCGUCUUUCUGGGCUCUGGCGUGCAGGUCCUCUGCAUGUCCAUCAUCACGCUCUUCUUCGCCUGUCUGGGCUUCCUCUCGCCCGCCAACCGGGGCGCGCUGAUGACCUGCGCCCUGGUGCUGUACGUCUGUCUGGGCACGCCGGCGGGCUACGUGUCGGCGCGCAUCUACAAGUCCGCCGGGGGGUACCGCUGGAAGCUGAACGUCCUCAUGACUGCGCUCUUCUGCCCGGGCGUCGUCUUCUCGCUCUUCUUCGCCAUGAACAUCAUCCUGUGGGUGAAGGGCAGCUCGGCGGCGGUGCCCUUCGCCACCCUGGUCGCCCUGCUGGCGAUGUGGCUGUGCGUCUCGCUGCCGCUCACCUUCGUGGGCGCCUACUUUGGCUUCCGCAAGCGCGCCAUCGAGCAGCCCGUGCGCACCAAUCAGAUUCCCCGGCAGAUUCCGGAGCAGUCGGUGUACACGAAGCCGGUGCCGGGCAUCAUCAUGGGCGGCAUCCUCCCCUUUGGCUGCAUCUUCAUUCAGCUCUUCUUCCUCCUCAACAGUAUUUGGUCCAACCAGACCUACUACAUGUUUGGCUUUCUCUUUCUCGUCUUUAUCAUUCUGAUGAUCACCUGCUCUGAGACGACCAUUCUUCUCUGCUACUUUCACCUCUGCGCCGAAGACUACCACUGGUGGUGGCGUUCCUUUUUAACAUCAGGUUUCACGGCAUUCUACCUGUUUAUCUACUGCAUUCACUACUUUCUCACCAAGCUCACCAUCACGGGGACAAUUUCAACGUUACUGUACUUUUGCUACACCCUCAUCAUGGUUUUCCUCUUCUUCCUUCUCACCGGCACCGUCGGCUUCUUUGCCUGCUUCUGGUUUGUUCGCAAGAUUUACAGCGUAGUCAAGGUGGACUGA
Molecule: messenger RNA, 1989 nt
Organism: Rhagoletis zephyria (snowberry fruit fly)
Lineage: Eukaryota; Metazoa; Arthropoda; Insecta; Diptera; Tephritidae
Source: RefSeq, a predicted model, not a curated record